ACCCUUCCACAAACACCCAAAUCAGAGAGAGAGGUUCUAUAAAAUGCCUUCGUUUUGUGCAAGAUUGACCACCAGAGUCCCACAUGCCUUGGUCCCGAGUAUAAAGAAUAAUUUGACGCCACCCAAGCUAGGAGGUUUCUUCAUCUUCCAUCACCAUAGUAAUUGUCGCCAGAGUUCACCAUACCCAUUUCUAUCUCUGUCAAAGUGCUUUAAAUCUCGUUUUUCUUCAACAAUUAAGGGAGCGAACAUGUUGGAGAUUAGCUCUUCUGAAACGGAAAUGUACUCCAAGGAAUUGGAAGUUGCUGUGAGAGCAGUACAAUUGGCAUGUUUGCUCUGUCAGAGAGUCCAAGAAAAUCUGAUUUCUAACAGCAAUGAACAAGUCCAAUCCAAGGAUGACAAUUCUCCUGUCACAAUUGCUGAUUGGAGCGUGCAAGCAACUAUAAGUUGGGUACUGUCAGAAUCUUUUGGGAGUCAAAAUGUCUCCGUUGUUGCUGAAGAAGAUGUUCAUGCACUCUCCAAGGUUGAUGCAGCUGGCAUACUUGAAGCUGUGGUGAGAACAGUUAAUGAAUGUCGGGCUGAAGCACCGCGUUUUGGGCUUAAUGGUCCAUUAAUGCCUCUUGGAACUACAGAGGUUCUUGAGGCCAUCAGUCGCUGCAACUCAACAGGGGGUCCCACUGGAAGAUUUUGGGUACUUGAUCCUAUUGAUGGCACAUUGGGGUUUGUACGUGGGGAUCAGUAUGCAGUUGCUCUGGCAUUAAUAGAGGAUGGAGAACCUGUGCUUGGAGUUCUCGGGUGCCCCAAUUACCCAAUGAAGAAAGAAUGGCUAAGUUAUCAGAAUGGCUACCGUAGAAUGCUAUCUAAGUUAACCUCACCAGCAUCUGGAUCUUGGGAUACAGGUUGUGUGAUUUACGCCAGGAGAGGUAGUGGCAAGGCUUGGAUGCAACCAUUACCCCAGGCAGAAAAGAAGCUUGUGUGGCCAAACUCUGCAAGGCAAAUCCAAGUGUCCUCAAUUGAUAACCCAAAAUUGGCAACUUUUUGUGAACCAGUUGAGAAAGCAAAUUCAAGCCAUUCCUUCACAGCAGGACUAGCUCAUAGCGUUGGGCUUAGGAACCAACCAUUACGCUUAUACAGCAUGGUGAAGUAUGCAGCCAUAGCCCGUGGUGAUGCUGAGAUAUUCAUGAAGUUUGCUAGGGCUGGCUACAAGGAGAAGAUAUGGGAUCACGCAGCUGGUGUUGUUAUUAUUGAAGAGGCUGGUGGUGUUGUAACUGAUGCUGGAGGGCAUCCACUGGACUUUUCGAAAGGUGUCUACUUAGAAGGUCUUGAUCGAGGAAUAAUUGCUUGUGCUGGAGCCAAACUACAUGGAAAGAUUGUCGGGGCUGUUGAUGCUAGCUGGAACUCCUCUAGCCUAUGAUGUUUUCUGUACAAAGCCAAAGAAUUCAGGCCUUCAAUCUUAUUAAAAGAAGCAAUAACUAUUGUUGGCUUUUGAAUCAUGGUUUUAAUAGGACCGGAGUCCUACCCUGAUGGUUGGAGCCCUCUAUAAUGGAGUGGCUGGUUGAUGGUUCAAGUCUCCCCUCCCCGUGGUGUGGUGUAAAAGUAUCCCUGUCUAUCAAAAAAAAGUCAUGGUUUGAAUGAAUAUCACAACCCAAAAUCGAUAGAGCAUUAGUAUACUGUAACUGUGGUCAAUAUGAUUAGGAAAUGGAAUCAUUUUGUGCUGUUAUAUAAACCCUUUUAUAUAUGUUCUUAUUACUGUUAUGCUAAAAAAUUAUUGUAAACCACUUGGAUUUUU
Molecule: messenger RNA, 1786 nt
Organism: Ilex paraguariensis (yerba mate)
Lineage: Eukaryota; Viridiplantae; Streptophyta; Magnoliopsida; Aquifoliales; Aquifoliaceae
Source: the annotation of a GenBank genome assembly